AACAGGAUUGAAAAUCACUUCGAUCACACAAAGAUCAUCUUCUUGGUAAAGUAGGGUUUUGGCAUCAAUUAAGAGAACUUGGGUUUUUACAUUUUGUUGAUAGAUCACAUCCGUCUAUGUAAUUAACUAGCAUUUAACUGACCCCCCACCUCCUACAGAAGAGUAACCUCUCAUUUGCUGCAGGCUACUUUGUUUCAAAAGGGAUGUACAAAAACAGUGAAUAAUGCACGAUUCCAGAGAACGCCUCCUUCAGUGUUAUUUGGGAAGGAGACGGCAAUGUGGCAGGAUUCCCAUGCAUAUUCUCUCAUGUCUGAUUCCAUAUCUGUUCAUCCAUAGCUAUUUACAAGUGAUUAGAUUAAGGUUUAAUGAUGUAGCCAGCUGUUGUUAAUUAAGAUAAUACUUCAAAAGCUGAGGGUAGUUUGGUUGUUUCAUCAAUUCUAAACAACUCAUUAAAACAUUUAUUACUGAACACCAUAAUUUGUCACUAUAUGUAUGUUUUAUUUGUUUAUUGCCAAAUACUGUAAUUGACCACCAUCUUUAAAAUAACGUUGCAUUCAGAUAAAAAUAAUACAUUUAUUCAGUCUUCAGCAAUAAUGGAACGGUUUUAUCCAACCCAUUCCUCUCUCUGUGGAUGUGACACUCGGAUCUAACCUGCUGGAGAACUUUGUCAGCCUGGAAGCCACCACAGUGAAGAAGAUCAACUUUGAGAAAAUAAUGAAACAAGAUAUAAAACAACCAAAGCACCUUAAAGAGCAGCUUUGAGUGAUCCUGCAUUGACUUACCAAUAAUUAAUUAUCAAUUAUCUGAAGAUGAAAACCAUCACUUGAUAAACAGUGAAAAGGCAGAAUGGCAUACCGGCUAUGCGUGACAGGAUGCGCGGGUCCCAUUCCUGCUGGUGUCAAAGCGCGAGAACGAGCCUGGGGGCGGAGCAGCCGCAACUCAUUCAGUACUGCCAUGGAAACCGGUAAACGCAAAAGAUGGCUGGGUCUGCACAAAAUAAACACUGAACUGGUAGUAAAUUGAUGCAUCGAUUAAAUAUCCUUAGCACUGGAUUAUAUUUUCAUGCUUCUCGCAUUUGCUUCUUUUUUUGUUUUGUUUUUAACACCGACGUGCAGGAAUAAAGGAUAAAGGAUGUCUUUCGGGCCCAGCAAUGUCCUCAGAAAUGGAAAGAUGCAAGCCACGAUGAGCACUUGGACGCCGCUGAACCACCAGCUGUCUAAUGAUCAUAUAUUUGAAGAGAGGAGAGCCUUGCUUGGAAAAUGGUUUGACAAGUGGACAGACUCCCAGCGGAAACUGGUGCUGCAGGAUUUCUUCUCCAGAUGCUCCGCAGCUCAGCUCAAGUUUCUGCGUAGGAAUCUUUGCAGCCGGGUCCCAGGAGAUGCCCUGGACUUUACCGCUAUGCUGCCCAGAGUGCUGUCCCUCUACAUCUUUUCCUUUCUGGACCCGCGGAGCCUCUGCAGAUGUGCACAGGUGAGCUGGCACUGGAAGAGCCUGGCGGAGCUGGACCAGCUGUGGAUGCCCAAAUGCCUUCGCUUGGGCUGGUGCAUCAGUUUUGCUCCCUCACCUUUUGAGCAAGGUGUGUGGAAAAGGCACUACAUCGAAACUGUACAGGAGCUGCACGUCACUAAGCCAAAGGCCCCUUGCCAUCAGGAGUUUGUGGUUCCGGAGGUGAAGGUGAUUGGCUGUCAGAAGGAGGAGUCACUUGCGACUCACACGGGAUGGGUUAGAUCAGCCGGAUCUGCCCGGCGUGGGGGGAAGGGUGCUUCAGCUGAGAAGGGGUUGCCCCCGUGGCGGGACUCUGACAGACACCCGACGGACACACUGCGCUUUAACUAUCUGGAGAACCUGGACCCCAUCGAGCAGGCCAACCUCACACGAGCAAAAGCUAAGAAGAUCGACACUGCCACGAGACACGAAAACGGCAGGAUGAAGCCACUGUGUGACCCCAGCUACAAGCUCCGCAAGGCUAGAUCACUACAGUUCCUGUCCUUGGACCCGAACUCCCGGCAGCAGAGACAAAGCAGGCCGAAAUGGGCCACAAGUGCGUCCUCGGAGUACCCGGUUACCAAGGACACAGCAGACAAGCUGAGUCAGGUGCCCCAGUGGAAUGCUGGGAUACGCCCAACUCCAGUGAGGGACCCGGUACCCAGAAUGAGCGAAAGAGGGCUGAAGGCAUCACUGCGUUCUCAUAGAAGCUCCCCAACGGUACGGUUGUUCGAGGGACAGCCAUAGAAGAUUCCUGCCUCAAAUCAGGGUUCAGCCAAGGACUGAAUGUGGUCUGGAUACUCCAGUACACCCUGAAGCAUAGGCCAUAAACAUCCAGCCUCCCAGAUGUAGCAAAUUAACAGUAUGGGGUAAAGGAAGAUGCACAACUAUCAGAAUGGAUCCGGAAAGAAAAAGAAUGUCAUGCUUCAGGAAUGCAGGUAAAUAGAGUUUAGCGAAUUGCUCAGGGUUUUAGUAGCUGUCUGGUGGAAGGGCGCUUUAUAGCAAUAGCAAUUUUGACAGAGCCAUCUUACAAAUCUGCCAAUUCCCAAAUGUUUUUUUAAAGUGACAUUAAAUCAAUGAUAUAUAAUAAAAAAUAAAACCUGACAUGACCUUAUUUCAUCAAGCAAUUUGAAAUAGACUUGCUGCCAGCUCUUAAACAGCAAACUAAAAAGCAGAGCCCCUAAGAGAGACCACUCCUAAUUCUAGUGGCAUUAUGGCGCGAUUUGAAAAUGCCGUGCUGACAGGUGAGCCACUAUCCCAUGAAUUUGGUGGACUUACUGGAACCGCUGAAUGAUUCAUUCCUUAGUGUUUAAUCAGUGCUUUGUGGGUAGCGAGCAUUGGCGAGCAUUUAAAAAGAGAAAAGAAAAAAACGGCAAGUUGUGCACACUGUCGUGCUUUAGAAGACUGAUAAUAUAAUCCACUAGCCUGCGGUUACACCUGUGCGGAGAGGGUUCGAGAGCAGUUUCAGAUGUAGUACUUCCUCCAGGCUGCAAGUGGCAGGCAGAAGCAGCCACAGGAUGUCUGGUUUAAGAGCACAGGAUACAGCCCCUAAGCGACCACACACUCGCUGUGUGGCAGACUUCCCAAAACAGCGCACAGAUGCCUUACCGGCUAAUCAGGUCACCUGUGCAUUUUUUUUUACAAAACCACAGGCUUAUUCCCGCAGAAUUUACCUAAAGGGAACCAGAGUGAAUAUAAAACGGUAUCAACUGUUUGUUUGGUUUGAGAAACUAAAAUACUGGAUUAUGUAUAAGAAUCCAAGUCAAAAUGUUAAAGUAUGUGUGCUAACGGUUUUGAUAACACUGUUCAAUUCAUAAUGUAAACAUGGGGAGGCGCAGAAAUGAGGUACCUUAAAGCUCCACCUUGGCACAACUGGGGCAUUCAGGGCAGUUAAUGAAUCUGCACAGAACCAUUAAAAGGGAAUCUUCCCCAGGACAUGUAGGUUAUCUGGAUGACGUUUCAGGAGCAGAACUGAAAAAUGCUGCUUUUAUUACAGGCCUACAUUUACCCACAUCCCAUCUUACCAGCUGAUUCAGCUCUUUUGGUUCUUGCGGCGGUUUACCGAAAAAGGGGGAAACGGAUAUAAAAUAAAUAAAUAAAAAAAAUCCCCCAUCUAU
Brienomyrus brachyistius is the source of this 3602-nucleotide messenger RNA. RefSeq names its product F-box protein 16 (gene fbxo16). The record is from RefSeq and is a predicted model, not a curated record. Gene Ontology annotation, molecular function: protein binding. Lineage: Eukaryota; Metazoa; Chordata; Actinopteri; Osteoglossiformes; Mormyridae. The transcript has 9 exons. The coding region runs from base 1132 to 2232 and encodes 366 amino acids.